This is a messenger RNA of Ornithorhynchus anatinus (platypus), 969 nucleotides long. Its product is annotated as G-protein coupled receptor 35-like. Lineage: Eukaryota; Metazoa; Chordata; Mammalia; Monotremata; Ornithorhynchidae. Gene Ontology annotation, molecular function: chemokine receptor activity. The record is from RefSeq and is a predicted model, not a curated record. Gene Ontology annotation, biological process: phospholipase C-activating G protein-coupled receptor signaling pathway; positive regulation of Rho protein signal transduction; chemokine-mediated signaling pathway. The coding region runs from base 1 to 969 and encodes 322 amino acids. Gene Ontology annotation, cellular component: membrane. The transcript has a single exon.
AUGAAUGGCUCAAACAACUGGAGCAACACCCCGAGUAGAGAGAAUGAAACAUCUUCCUCCAUAACCACAUACGUUUGCAUAACCAUAGUCUUUUCUGUUGGACUAGUAUUCAAUGUUUUUGCUUUGUGGGUGUUCUGCUACAAAAUGAAAAAAUGGACAGAAACAAGAAUAUUUGUGAUUAACCUGGCUGCCGCGGAUCUCUGCCUCAUCUUCUCCGGGCCUAUUUUACUAUAUUCCAUGAAGGAAAGUAAUCAGCAAGAAGAUAAUGCCUGGUGCAGAACCUCUCAGAGCAUAUAUCUCAUCAACAAGCAAAUGAGUAUAUAUAUCGUCACCUUGAUCGCUGUGGACCGCUACUUUGCCAUCAAAUAUCCCCUAAAAGCCAAAAUAUUUAGGUCGCCUCUCAAGGCUGCUAUCACCUGUGGAGUCUUUUGGAUCCUAGUGAUUGUUUCUGUGAUUCUUCUACUCAUCUCCUCAAAACUUUACAAGAGCAAUUUUUGUUUUGGAAAACGGAGAAUGAGAGAUAUAAGACUAAGAGUAUUUAGCUUGCUAAUAUUUUUUAUCCCACUUUUAAUUCUGACCUUCUGUUCAAUACAAGUCAUUAGCAGCCUAAUCAAGAAAAAGAAAAUGGAGGCACGUGAAGAAACUUUAAUCCAGAAAGCUGUCUAUAUAGUUUCUGCAAAUCUGAUCAUAUUUUUAAUCUGUUUUCUACCACAGCAUAUACUAUUGCUUGUUCAGCUUUGGGACAAACAAAAUGUAUUCCUUGAAAGAAGCAAUCUUGGGAUCUUAUUAACUACAUCUUACCAGUUGGCAUAUAUCAAUUGCUGCCUGGAUGCUGUCGGUUAUUACUUUGUAGCUAAGGAAUUCCAGGAAGCUUCUGGCUUGAUCAGGUUUACUCAAAGAAGGCUGGAGACAGAUAUUAAGUCAUCCUGUACUGUACACAGAACUGUUCAUUUAACUUUAACUGAUUAA